AUGAAAACCACUAUGAGGGCUGUUGCGUACUCGCUCUUCCUUAUUGGGGGCGUUGCAGCUCAAAGCUGUACAAGCUUCCCAGUCAUUGAUCUUGGCUAUGCAAGACAUGCACCUACCCAAACGAACCAGACCGCUCUUCACAAUAUAUCGUAUGCGACAUAUGCAAACAUCAGAUUCGCCCAACCUCCUGUCGGCGACCUGCGAUUCCGAGCUCCUCAGACGCCUCCUCCAACAUCCGCCGGUAUCCAGAAUGGAAGCUAUCCGCGUAAUGCUACAGAUUGUCUGAAUUCCAUUCCACCAUAUCUGGCUAUCGCACCGGGUUUGGAAGGUGUGUCAUGGGGCAGUGAAGACUGUCUCUUUCUCACCGUCAAAGUUCCCGAGGGUAUAGAAGGGGGCAAUGUACCCGUCGUCCACUGGUUGUACGGUGGAGGUUAUGUCUUCGGUAGUAGCAAUGACUGGGCAGGUAACCCAGCUGCGCUCUUCGAAGACAUGGCCCCUGAUGAAAAAUUCAUUGUGGUGAGCUCCAACUAUAGACUUGGUGCUCUGGGGUGGAUGUCCUCAGAAGGGGUGGAUAUGACUCCUAACGCAGGCCUCUGGGAUGCUCUGGUCGCUCUGCAGUGGACCCAAAACUACAUCAGCUACUUUGGCGGAGACCCGGAUCGCAUCACAGUCAUUGGUGAAAGUGCCGGGGCGGGGAUGGCCAGUCAUUUACUCACUCUUCGAGGGGGAAACGGUACGGUUCCAUUCAAUCAGGCCAUCUUGACAUCUCCCGGAUAUCGACCCCAUGUCAAUCGAUCAGCAGACAUGACGGGUAUAUACCAUCUGUUUCUAAAUGCGACCAAUUGUUCUGACAUUUCAUGUCUUCGCGGUUUGCCAACGGACGCCACUGCAGCCGCCAAUCGAGAUCUGUUGUUUAAUGUACCGUCUUCUGGUUGGCUGGGCCCGUUAAUCGGAUACGGUCCUAUAGUCGAUGGCGAUUUGGUGCCAGAUGUACCAGAUCGGUUACUUGCGCAAGGAAAAUAUCACACAUCGGUUGAGAAGGUCAUGACUGCGAACAUGGCAAGAGACGGACAGUAUUCUACAUCGUCCCACGCAACGAGUUGGGAAGACUUCCUGCCAAUAUUCAUGACAAGCCCGACGCAGGAAACUAUCAUGACAGUCAAUGCGACUUGGUCCAACCUGACAGGCCUGGCCCUAGACACCUUUGCCCAAGAUGCCAUCUAUGCGUGCCACGCUUUUUGGAUUGCUCAAACGUGGGGAGUUAAUGCAUAUCGAUACUCCAUGUCCAUCCCGCCAGCGAACCACGGGCAGGAUCAGUUUUACUACUUCCACAUGGAAGGCGCCGCAGCGACAGCUGGUCCGAAAGCCUCUCAAAUCGCCCGCCGGAUGCAGAAAUAUUUCCGGACAUUCAUCCUAGAAGGCCGGAUCGGUGGUGGAGAAUGCGCAGGACAGAACGAGACUGGCGUAGCGGUGCCGACGCACUGGCCCUCGUAUGGCAUGGAGUUGGAAAGGUGGAUGAAUAUCACAGAAGAUGGAUUCCAGCUGGUGGAUGGUGAAGCGGAUCAGGCGAACAGGUGUCAAGUUUUGUUGGACUUGAUCGAUGAUCCUAGAAAUGGGUUUUAG
This is a messenger RNA of Rhinocladiella mackenziei CBS 650.93, 1623 nucleotides long. RefSeq lists its product as uncharacterized. The transcript is spliced from 5 exons. NCBI's taxonomy places the organism in Eukaryota, Fungi, Ascomycota, Eurotiomycetes, Chaetothyriales, Herpotrichiellaceae. The record is from RefSeq and is a predicted model, not a curated record. The coding region runs from base 1 to 1623 and encodes 540 amino acids.